GGCCAGGAUAUUAAAGUCAUAUUAAACCUAAUAGUGAUUGUACUUCUGUCCGCAAUAAUGCAUCGGUCGCAGUACACUGUAACUCUUACGGAAGCGAAAUGCUCAAACACAAACGGACCGAUGCGAUGGUUCUAAUAAAACACUAUCUACAGUUUUCGGCUUCACAUACUCUGGUAUAACGACUCGGAUACAUAGAGCCUUGGCAUCAUAACGAACAGAUGAAUUUGGAUGAUGUAAUUUCUAGGUUUUUUAAAACCUUGAAAUGGAGGCUAAAGAGCUGAUUGCUUCCUGCCAACGUCAAUAUUACUAAAAGUUUAUUAUUAAAAAUGUUAUCUACAAUAUCUUAAAAUAAAAAAGAUUUAUCACAUAUACCACCACAGACAAUCCACAAAAUAGGAAAUAAAAUUAAAUCUUCUCCAAGAAUUCGAUAUUUCGAUUUUCAAAUGUUGGUUGGAUCGUUAUCACUCGCACCUAUCACAGAUAAUGGUCUAGAUUUGCCCUCAAAUGUUGUCAAGUCUCAACUAGAUUCUGUACGUAGAGUGCAUAUUUUAUAAUUUAUAUUUAUAUCAAGAUUCAUACGUACAUACGUGCUGACGAUAAUGCAGCAACAACAUUAUCGUCCUUUCCGAAUAUCAUAUAUUAUAUUAGAAUGAAGUAAUCGUAAAUCUUCUUUAGACCUUGAGAAAUUCCGCGUCAAUUUUGUACCUACUGUUUUUUAAACGUCGAGGCUCUUCUCGUUGAAGUAAGACUCAGCGGAGGCUGCGCUACCAUGAGGGGAGGUGUACUAAGUAAGGGGGCGCCGGCGCGGCGGUCGCCGUGCGUGUGUUGUUUAGACGCCGCUGUGUGCGCACGAGCAUGUCUCGAGACGCGCUCGUGUCGUGCGCGCUGCUGUGCGCGGUGCUGUGCGCGCUGCUGCCCGCCCGGCACGGGGCUGCCGCGGCUGAUGUCGAAGGGGCCCCGUGUGUCCGCGACGGCUACAACGGCACGUGCGUGCUUAGCAAGCGCUGCGAGACGCUCAUCCUGGACUACAGGGAUAGAUCCUUCCCGCCGGUGUGCGGGCUGCGCGGCAAGGAGCCCAUCGUGUGCUGCACCGACUGUGAGCUCGUGGACAACAUCGAUAACAUAUACCUGACGAGGAGAUACAGCCGACUCGAAAAAACAAAUAAAAAAUCUUGGGACGCUUGUAUCGAUUACGUUCUGAACAUACCUGAGUAUUUUUGUACUAGUACCGUGACGUUUAAUAUUAACAAAGCUUGGGAUUCGGAGAAGAAAUGUCACAGAAUAAAUAUUACUUGGCAGUCACCUGUAGGCGGUGAAGACGCCGAAAGAGCGGAGUUCCCCUUCAUGGCGUUGCUGGGGUUCGGGGCGAGCGCGGAGGAGGCGCAGUGGCUGUGCGGCGGGUCGGUGCUCUCCGCGCGGUACAUCCUCACGGCGGCGCACUGCAUCUCCGAGCCACGCCUGGGACCCUUGAAGUACGCAGCUCUCGGUAUCCUGAAGCGCUCCGACCCUCCUGAGAUCUGGCAGCGGCACACCCUCGCCCAGGUCAUCCCGCACCCCGACUACGCCUCGCCCUCCAAGUACCACGACAUCGCGCUCCUCAAGACCGAGAAACAAAUAAUAUUCAACGUGAACGUAGUGCCCGCGUGUUUGUACUCCGGUGUGAACAGUAAGAGAAUUGACCCAACACGAGCCCUGGCACUGGGCUGGGGCUACUUGGGGCCGCGGCAACGCUUGGCCGAUGUUCUGCAGAAGGUCGAAGUGAGCGAGUUCACCACUGAGGAGUGCUUGACGCAAUAUCCUGAGCACCGCCACCUGCUCGACGGGUUCGACAACAGCACGCAGAUGUGCUACGGAGACCGCGACACACCGCACGACACUUGCCAGGGUGACAGCGGCGGUCCAUUGAUCCUGCACAAGAGCGAGGCGGGCUGCACCAGGGCUGUGCUCGGCGUGACGUCAUCAGGCGUGGCGUGUGGCGACGCGGGCGCCGGCCUCUACACGCGCGUCGAGCCCUACAAGCCCUGGAUUGAGAGCAUCGUCUGGCCUUGAGAACUUGUGACCUAAUAAAAAUAUUGCUUAGUAAUA
Molecule: messenger RNA, 2085 nt
Organism: Bombyx mori (domestic silkworm)
Lineage: Eukaryota; Metazoa; Arthropoda; Insecta; Lepidoptera; Bombycidae
Product: serine protease snake
Exons: 10
Coding region: 856-2049 (397 amino acids)
Biological process (GO): proteolysis
Molecular function (GO): serine-type endopeptidase activity
Source: RefSeq, a predicted model, not a curated record